This is a messenger RNA of Homo sapiens (human), 3119 nucleotides long. It is a transcript of the gene BTN2A1, whose product is annotated as butyrophilin subfamily 2 member A1. Bases 219 to 1223 code for a protein of 334 amino acids. The record is from RefSeq and is marked reviewed. The transcript has 8 exons. Gene Ontology annotation, cellular component: membrane. Lineage: Eukaryota; Metazoa; Chordata; Mammalia; Primates; Hominidae.
AGAUUUCGUUUCCUGCAUCUCCAAACAUGGCGACCUAGGAGAAGGGGAAGAACAAUUUUUUCUCCUCUUUUGGGAAGGUUUGUGUCUAGUAGUGCCUGUGCCCCUGGGCAGAUUGGAGAGAAGAGGGACGACUGGAGAAUCGUCGAGAACCAGCGGAGAAAAGAAAAAGCAACGUUUAAUUCUAGAAGGCCUCCUGUCCCUGCCUGCUCUGGGUGCUCAUGGAAUCAGCUGCUGCCCUGCACUUCUCCCGGCCAGCCUCCCUCCUCCUCCUCCUCCUCAGCCUGUGUGCACUGGUCUCAGCCCAGUUUAUUGUCGUGGGGCCCACUGAUCCCAUCUUGGCCACGGUUGGAGAAAACACUACGUUACGCUGCCAUCUGUCACCCGAGAAAAAUGCUGAGGACAUGGAGGUGCGGUGGUUCCGGUCUCAGUUCUCCCCCGCAGUGUUUGUGUAUAAAGGUGGCAGAGAGAGAACAGAGGAGCAGAUGGAGGAGUACCGAGGAAGAACCACCUUUGUGAGCAAAGACAUCAGCAGGGGCAGCGUGGCCCUGGUCAUACACAACAUCACAGCCCAGGAAAACGGCACCUACCGCUGUUACUUCCAAGAAGGCAGGUCCUACGAUGAGGCCAUCCUGCACCUCGUAGUGGCAGGACUAGGCUCUAAGCCCCUCAUUUCAAUGAGGGGCCAUGAAGACGGGGGCAUCCGGCUGGAGUGCAUAUCUAGAGGGUGGUACCCAAAGCCCCUCACAGUGUGGAGGGACCCCUACGGUGGGGUUGCGCCUGCCCUGAAAGAGGUCUCCAUGCCUGAUGCAGACGGCCUCUUCAUGGUCACCACGGCUGUGAUCAUCAGAGACAAGUCUGUGAGGAACAUGUCCUGCUCUAUCAACAACACCCUGCUCGGCCAGAAGAAAGAAAGUGUCAUUUUUAUUCCAGAAUCCUUUAUGCCCAGUGUGUCUCCCUGUGCAGUGGCCCUGCCUAUCAUUGUGGUUAUUCUGAUGAUACCCAUUGCCGUAUGCAUCUAUUGGAUCAACAAACUCCAAAAGGAAAAAAAGAUUCUGUCAGGGGAAAAGGAGUUUGAACGGGAAACAAGAGAAAUUGCUCUAAAGGAACUGGAGAAAGAACGUGUGCAAAAAGAGGAAGAACUUCAAGUAAAAGAGAAACUUCAAGAAGAAUUGCGAUGGAGAAGAACAUUCUUACAUGCUGAGCUCCAAUUCUUCUCAAACUGAGAGAACUGCUUCUGUCUCUGGAGAGACAGAAGUGCAGCUUCAGUAAUUCUCAGUGUGUGAGCUGCCUAGGAUCAGAGAGCCUUCAUGGAAGUGGCCACUACGUGGGGAUCCCUUCAGAGAUAUCUGAGACCUCUCUGGGGAUCAGGAACCACACAAUCCCCAGGGUUCCUGAGACCCCAGGCCUAAACCUGAGACUUCCUCUGCAGUUGAUGUGGUCCUGGAUCCAGACACCGCUCAUCCCGAUCUCUUCCUGUCAGAGGACCGGAGAAGUGUGAGAAGGUGCCCCUUCAGGCACCUAGGGGAGAGCGUGCCUGACAACCCAGAGAGAUUCGACAGUCAGCCUUGUGUCCUAGGCCGGGAGAGCUUCGCUUCAGGGAAACAUUACUGGGAGGUGGAGGUGGAAAACGUGAUUGAGUGGACUGUGGGGGUCUGUAGAGACAGUGUUGAGAGGAAAGGGGAGGUCCUGCUGAUUCCUCAGAAUGGCUUCUGGACCUUGGAGAUGCAUAAAGGGCAAUACCGGGCCGUGUCCUCCCCUGAUAGGAUUCUCCCUUUGAAGGAGUCCCUUUGCCGGGUGGGCGUCUUCCUGGACUAUGAAGCUGGAGAUGUCUCCUUCUACAACAUGAGGGACAGAUCGCACAUCUACACAUGUCCCCGUUCAGCCUUUUCCGUGCCUGUGAGGCCCUUCUUCAGGUUGGGGUGUGAGGACAGCCCCAUCUUCAUCUGCCCUGCACUCACAGGAGCCAAUGGGGUCACGGUGCCUGAAGAGGGCCUGACACUUCACAGAGUGGGGACCCACCAGAGCCUAUAGAAUCAAUUCCUUGGUCUCACAGCCAUGUAGACAAGCCCUGGUCAUCUCAGCAGCCACCGCACAACACCCCUGGUGGAAGACACGCCCUCCUCCCCUCUGGUCACACAAGAGAACAUCUUCCAGCUGCCUCUUUCACACCCACUACAGACCUCAGCCCCAGUUUUCUCCUCCUCACUAGGCUGUGUUUUUAGUAGUUCCUUUGCUUGUAACUAUGGGAUGGGAUCCAGGCAUAGGGAACUAGUUGUUACACAGCUCCCAGCCAAGAAGAAAGUGUGAGAAGUUGAUGGGCAGCAAACCUGCUGUUUAACAUCAGGGUGACCACAUUAAGCCCAGUAUUCCAGUUGGCACCAGAAGAUAUGGACUUGGAAUGAGGCCUACAGGGUUCACCAGGAUGUAAGAGGAGAGAGGAAUCCACAGGACCACCAGAGAGGAGAGGGAACCAGAUAUGCAGAUCAGAGAUAGAGGAAGUGGAACCAGAGAGCUGGGAGGGACCAAGGUUGUAAGGGUGGCUAAGUCCCACCAUAACAGCUAAGGGGACCUGGGAGAUGAUGGCUCAUUUCCACCCAGCCCCAGGAUUUCCAGAGCGCACAUCCACAGGCCUGGACCUGGGAUGAAGAUGAAUGAAGAACAUGGAUGCACGUGGAUGUAGUUUGGCUCAGGUGUCCCUGCAGUUGGCAAGGAGUCAGUACUCAGUCCCUGAGUGUGGCUGAAAUUUGAGGUCCUGGCUGAGCCAAGGAGUAAUGGACCAGAUCUACCUCAGUAUUCAAGUUCAGUGGGGACACCAGUGGCUUCAAACUUCCUGGUUUCAUGAUAUCUUGAGACGCCUUACAAAUGAUGGAGGAUUCCAAAGAGUUUUUGUUUAUUUGGGUUAAUAUUUGUUGGUAUUUAUGGCAUUUGAGAUUGAAACUAAGAAAUGUUUUAAUUUAUUACCUUUACAACAUUUAUUUACAUUACAUACAUACAUUUACAACAUUUAUUAAUUUAUAUUAAAAUAGCAUGAAUAAGCCAAUUAUAGGUUAAUAUAAGUAGAAUGUUUGUGAAAAAUAAGUAUGGUAUCCAAAGCAAAAUAAAUUUUAUUGUGAAGUGUG